Syzygium oleosum is the source of this 2213-nucleotide messenger RNA. RefSeq names its product beta-glucosidase 11-like. The transcript is spliced from 13 exons. The record is from RefSeq and is a predicted model, not a curated record. Gene Ontology annotation, biological process: carbohydrate metabolic process. Gene Ontology annotation, molecular function: beta-glucosidase activity. The coding region runs from base 223 to 1797 and encodes 524 amino acids. NCBI's taxonomy places the organism in Eukaryota, Viridiplantae, Streptophyta, Magnoliopsida, Myrtales, Myrtaceae.
AUCUCUCUCUGUCCUGCAAUUCAAAUCCGUCGCUUCCCUUUUCGACCUCUCAUUUUGGUGAUUCCUUUUCUGCACUACAAAACAAAAUCUCCAAAAAAGAAAAAGAAACGGAAAGGGAAUAAUAGAUGCUAUAACCAGGGAAGAGAGGCACCACGUAGGUGAUACAUGUGCCUGUGGUGAUGUGACUGUAAUCUCUGAAGGAGACCCAGAUACAGGACGGAGAUGAUGAUGAAGAAAUUGGGUUUCUUGUUGCAGCUUUUGGUGGCGAGUCUGGUGAAGGCAGAGAUUGUCUCUGGUGCUGAUGAGUUCACCAGAUAUGACUUCCCUCCUGGCUUUGUGUUUGGUGCUGCCACUUCAGCUUAUCAGGUUGAAGGAGCAGCAAAUGAGGAUGGGAGGACUCCGAGUAUAAUGGAUACCUGGGCCCACUCUGACUCAGUGAUUACAGGCGGAGCCAAUGGAGAUAUUGCGUGUGAUCAAUAUCACAAAUACAAGGAAGAUGUCCAACUCAUGGCAGAAAUGGGCUUAGACGCCUACCGGUUUUCCAUCUCAUGGUCGAGGCUCAUUCCAAAUGGGAGAGGCUCUGUGAAUCUGAAGGGAUUGCAAUACUACAAUGACCUCAUCAAUGAACUAAUCAGCCAUGGGAUUGAACCACACGUGACAAUACACCAUUUUGAUCUGCCACAGGCUCUUGAAGAUGAGUAUGGAGGAUGGAUAAGUCGAAAAAUUGUGAAAGAUUUCAUGGAAUAUGCAGAUAUAUGUUUCAGAAUGUUCGGGGACAGAGUUAAAUACUGGACAACCUUCAACGAGGCCAAUAUUUUCACGAUGGCUGGUUAUGAUCUCGGAUUCCUGCCGCCGAAUCGUUGUUCUUCUCCAUUUGGAUACUUUAACUGCACCAGAGGAGAUUCGUCAUUGGAACCAUACUUGGCAGCUCACAAUAUCAUAUUGUCACAUGCAUCAGCCGCUAGACUGUAUCAAAAAAAAUACCAGAGCAUACAGAAGGGAUACAUGGGGCUCAACCUCCUGAGUUUCUACUUUGUUCCUUGCACAAACAGAACGGAAGAUGUCAUUGCAACUCAAAGGGCCAAUGACUUUUUCUUGGGUUGGUUCGUGGAACCGCUGGUGCGUGGGGACUAUCCCGAGGUGAUGAAGAAGAAUGCAGGAUCAAGACUCCCUUCCUUCACUGCUCUCGAAUCUCAAAGAGUCAAGGGUUCAUAUGAUUUCUUUGCGGUCAAUUUCUACAGCGCUAGCUAUGUCAAGGACAAUCCAGAAAGCCUGAACAUCGAACCGAGGGACUAUAAGGCUGACAUGGCUAUGGACUGGAAAUCUAUGCAGGAAAAUGCAUCAUCUAAGUACACGCCAUUACCUUCGUCUGAGAUUCCACUUACUCCAUGGGGUCUACAAGGCGUGCUGGAAUUAUUCAAGCAAAAUUAUGGAAACCCUCCCAUUUUCAUCCAUGAAAACGGUCAAAGGAUGCAGCGAAACGCGUCUCUUGAAGACUGGCCGAGAAUUCAAUAUCUGCAAGAGCACAUCAGUGUCCUGCUGGAUACAGUGAGGAAUGGUUCUAAUGCCAAAGGCUACUUCACAUGGUCCUUCCUAGAUGUGUUUGAGCUGUUGGACGGGUUCCGGACAGGCUACGGCCUGUACUACGUGGACUUGGAUGACCCCGAGCUGAGAAGGUACCCAAAGCUGUCGGCCGAGUGGUACUCGCGCUUCCUGAAGGGAGGGAGCAUCGCUCCCGACGGCAUCGAGCUUGAGGGCAAUUGGUCCUCCCUCUCUUCUGCUAAAGUCAUGAAGUGAAACUAAAUUCCUGGUUCCUCGAGGCGCAAGUCAUUUUCUUGGGUAGCUUCACUCACUAUCCAGGUUCAGCUCAAAGUCAUCUCUGUAAAGUCAAGGAGCCUCCGUACUUCGACAUGUAGUCAAAGAUUCACGAAGCUGGUGCAAGAGCAGCACGGAUGACGUGCUAUCAAAGUAAUCGAGUAUGAUUAUCACUCUUUGAAUUUCGCAAUUUUAAAAGUCGGUCUAAACAUAUGAAACUGUCGCACUCGACUUUAUAAGUUACAUUAUAUUGUACUAGAUGACGGGGACAUGUGAUUGGAUUUGAGUUUGGUUUGUUUAGUCUGAAAAUGGGUCAAUCUUGAAUUGUGCACAAUUGCACAUUUGUCUUAGGAUUAUCCUUUAUCCAAAUAAAGAACACAAGGAAUUCAUCUUAUUAA